AUGGACGGUGAUGAUGAGGACGCCACCAAUGUCUCUGACCAACAGCAAGAAGAAGAAGAAGAAGCCGUGGAGGACGAAGAAGAAGAAGUAGAGGAGGAGGAAGAGGAGGAAUGCACUCUUCGACCGCCGCCACGCCGCGCCUUCGCCGACGGGAAGGCCGUGCGCAGGCUCUACCGCGAGCUUGGCUGCGGCGACCUUUUCGCCGAUCCGACCAUCACGCGCAGUAGCAAUUGCGGCGACCGUAGUGGUGCUGCGGCGCCCGGUAGGAGCGAGCUUGUGUACUGGGCGGGCCCGGGGAAGGCGCUGAAGCUGGUCCGCAUUGCGUCUCUGGUGGGCCAGAGGAAACUGCGGAAAUACAUUAUCCUCGGCGAGAAGCCCACCUUCCCGCACCACCUCGUGACUAUCCGCCGCACCCCCGAGAGCAACAUCCUCACCCCCCGUGCCUCCGCCGAGGACGAAGACGAGCCCGAAGACCCCGCCCCAGGCUCACUAACAUACUGGGUGCUCGACGCCGCCGCCAGCACCAUCAUGCCCUCGCACUCCGUCGACUACACCCCGUCCACAGCCCGCCUGUCAGACUACUACAUCAGCUCCUCCUGCACAGCAUGGGACAUUGACCGCGACCUAAUUGCCCAGCUCCUCGUCUGGGAAUACUCCGUCGCCGACCCCUCGUCCCCCUCCGACCUCGCCGACCCCGCAACCACCUACCAGAAGCUCGAGUUCCGCUACGGCGCCCAGACCUGCCUCGUCGACCACUUCUGCGGCCACAGCAGCAGCCGCGACCCACAAGUCUGCUUCGCGGGCCUCCCCGGCGACCAGCAGGGCGUCGCCGUGCGCGCCCUCUUUCCACAGACCCUCUUCUUCUACGAGCCGUUCGGCGGCACGCCGACCCUCCCCGCCGCUGCCACGGCCCCGUCGUGGAGCACGGCGCCAGAGACGCCGCCGCACGACCCGGCGUACCGGCAGCUGUAUCAGCCGCGGGUGACAAUCGUGUCGCUGGCAGACAUUGCGGCGCGCCAUCUCAAGGCCGUGUUGAAGGGCGGGACGCCCGAGUUCUCGCGCUGCCAUAGUACGUUUCUGGGUGUGCGGCGGCCGGUGCGGUUUGCGGCGGGGGAGCGCCAGAGGCUGGCGAGGGUGUGUACGGUUGCGUUUGGCGCGGCGGAGAAGAGGUCGAGGAUGUAUCAUCUGUUUGUGGUGGAGCUGGACCCGGCGGUGAGGGGGCAGAGGGUGAGGGCGGCGAAGGCGCUGGGUGGGGGCGCGGUGUUUGCGUGGGAGGGGAUGGGAGCGUGGACGGAUGAGGAGCUGUUUGGGAGGGCGGUGGAGAGGGUGUUGGGGAGGGGUGGGGGCGGCGGCGGGGACCAUGUGUGUGGGGGGGAGUGUGAGGAGUGGUGUGGGGGUGCGGUGAGGGUGCUGACGAGGUUCUGUAGGGGCGGGCCGGUGAGGGUGGUGAAGAUGGUGGAGACGGGGCUGGCCUUGGCUGGGUGGGGAGUCAUUGGUCGACGUUGGGAGUGA
Morchella sextelata is the source of this 1512-nucleotide messenger RNA. RefSeq lists its product as uncharacterized. The transcript is spliced from 2 exons. The record is from RefSeq and is a predicted model, not a curated record. Bases 1 to 1512 code for a protein of 503 amino acids. Lineage: Eukaryota; Fungi; Ascomycota; Pezizomycetes; Pezizales; Morchellaceae.